AAAAAGAAAGAAAGAGAAAAUUAAUUAGGAAACAAAGAAGAAAAUGAAAUUUAAUGUUUUGAUACACCUAAUGCAUGUUCUCGCUCGUUUCUUACGAACGUUCGUAACGUGAGUGAAAAGAUAUAUGCAUGUGUCAAGAACGCGACUUAAUAAAAUUUAAGUUAUAUCAAGUCAAGCAAAUUUAUAGGAACGUGUAAAAUGGAUAAUUUUUCAUCUUUAAGCACACUGUUAUACGUUCGAAAUACAGUUUUACUAGCUCUGUGGACGUAAUAUACCUGUAGGUUAUAAAUAUCGAAGAUUUAUCGAUUUAUCAUUUGAUCAAGUAUUUAUCAUUUGAUCAAUUAUGUUGUCCCGGAAAAAUAAGGAUUUAAGGACAAUUAAAGAGGGUGUUGUUGGUAAAUAUGUUAAAAAAGAAACUCCGCCUGAAAUGCCAAUUAUUAAUGUAUGGACAACAGAACCAAAUAGAAGGACAAGGAAUCGUAAUAAUCAUCCAACUAUUCCUACAUCCAUGUCCAUACCACAACAACCCAGUAUGGUACAGAAGUUUGGAAACACUAAGACAACUAUGAGUGCAGUAGGUUUAGGAAGUCACGAAGGAAAGUAUACUCCGAAUAGUUCUGUUCCGGAUUUAGCUCAAAGAUUUGCCAGUCUUUCUGUCAAUACUAGUACAAGGGAUGGGAUGUCAUCUCGCACUGCAACUCCAAUGCAUCAUUCUGGACCUUCACCCGCUAUAUCUCAUACUUAUGUUAAUCAAUAUGCCGGAUCCGAGUAUCAUUUAGAUAGGGUUCAAACACCGCAGAUGCCUUACAAGUCUUUUGACAUUGAUUCAGGUUACGAUGAGUACAAUCACUCUCCAUACUGUCAAAACACAGGAUAUAGUCGUUGCCAAUCAGAAAGAUCAAGUUCUAGGAACGAACAGCAAGAAGAACUUCCUUUACCCCCUGGAUGGUCUGUGGAUUUCACUCUUAGAGGUAGAAAGUACUAUAUAGAUCAUAAUACAAAAACCACUCAUUGGUCUCAUCCUCUUGAGAAAGAAGGUUUGCCUACGGGCUGGGAAAGAAUCGAGUCACCUGAAUACGGUGUUUAUUAUGUUAACCAUAUUACGCGACAAGCACAAUAUGAGCACCCAUGUUAUCCUCAUGAGAUACAAGCAGUGCGCGUUGUGUCACCUCCGCGCCACACGCAUUUUCACUCUCACAGUGUUUUAGUUCCAGCGAAUCCUUACCUUAAUGAAGAGAUACCUCAUUGGUUAUAUGUAUACAGUAGGGCGUCAGUAGCAUUGGAUCGCAAACUGCGAUGGGAACUUUUUCGUUUGCCGGAACUUGAUUGUUUUAACGCCAUGCUUACUAGAUUAUAUAAGCAAGAAUUAGAGGAGGUAGUCAUGCGUUAUGAAGAAUACAGGUCAGCUUUGUUAUGCGAAAUGGAACAAAGACUGAAGGAAUUAAAUCCAGAAACUUCUGGAGCAAUCGCCUUACGACAGUCUCUCCCUUGAUCGAAUAUACUCGUGUAUUAUUAAUUAUUUGUAAUACAGAUGAUAGAAUUUGACUAAGUAUUGUGUUUAUAAAGUAUAUUUGUUAAUAAACUGAAUUUAUUAAAAA
Molecule: messenger RNA, 1598 nt
Organism: Frieseomelitta varia
Lineage: Eukaryota; Metazoa; Arthropoda; Insecta; Hymenoptera; Apidae
Product: protein salvador homolog 1-like
Exons: 7
Coding region: 344-1492 (382 amino acids)
Biological process (GO): regulation of cell population proliferation; hippo signaling; apoptotic process
Molecular function (GO): molecular adaptor activity; protein binding
Source: RefSeq, a predicted model, not a curated record